Labrus mixtus (cuckoo wrasse) is the source of this 1371-nucleotide messenger RNA. RefSeq names its product coiled-coil domain containing 153 (gene drc12). Bases 389 to 982 code for a protein of 197 amino acids. The record is from RefSeq and is a predicted model, not a curated record. The transcript is spliced from 6 exons. Lineage: Eukaryota; Metazoa; Chordata; Actinopteri; Labriformes; Labridae.
GCUCACGAGUCGUGAAUGUUCUCGGACGCGCGCCUCAGCUUGUGCAGCAUUCACAAAAGGUUGAGGUGAUGCUGAAUGGUUGCCGUGCAUUCCCACAGCGCUGGGCUCGGUCUCUCCUGGCAAACAAAGGGACGCUCUAAAACGUAUCUCACUAAAAGUAAGGAUCCAAUUACAUGGCCAAGUGCGCACGAGAUUUAAAAAAAAAAAAAAAAAAAAGGCGAAGGUGCCCUAGUAACUUUGUGAUUGGUUGUUAAUAAAGUCAGUCAACUAUCAAUCAAGGUUGACAGCUUGUUCCAUGGCAACUCACUCGGCAACCUCAGCACAGCAAGCAACAAAUGCUCAUCCCUGUGUUUAGUGUGUCCAUUCAGGGAGUGGAGCUAAAGGAAUCAUGCCUCCUAAGAAAAAAACGAAAAAGACCACAAAGAAGGCUCCCGAAAAAUGUGAAAAUGACUCAGAAGCAAAGUAUAAGCACAGUAUUCUGGAUAUAGCCGUCCUACAGGAUCAUAUUGCCAUACAGCGUGAGUCUGCAAUGAAGAUCCAGUCUGAUAGAGCUGACCUGAGGAGACGCGUGAGAGACAUGGAGCAGAAGCUGCAGCACGAGGGACAAGACCACAGGGAUGUGAACUCUGACCUCCGUCGACAGUACAAAUCGAUGCAGACGGACAUGAGCAGCAAGGUGAAGAGGCUGGAGAAGGAGGUCGGCCAGCUGAAAGAGGAACUUGCCCUGUGUCAGGAUGAAUUGAAGAGAGAGAAAAGAGAGCGUGAGCAGGUUGAACAGGAGAAGGACACCGUCAUAUCUGACCUCUGUCAUAAGAUGGACAACAUGGAAACUGACUAUGAGAAGAUCCUGCAUGAGACUCUAGACAGUCUGACUUCCCAGCUGUCUGUGACUGGACAGGAAUGGAAGGGCAAGAGCACAGAGCUUCAUCAAAAUCACAAGGACCUGCUCUCUGAAUUUGGCCUGAAUGCUCCGAACAUCUGAGACAGACUUAAAAGAUCUAAAGGCAGCUGCUCCUCUCGAUGAGACACAUUUGUUGGUUCUGAUAAAUAAGGCCGUUACAUUUUUGUAAAAAAAAAGUGAAACCUGCAACAUUAUCAACUUUUAGCUCAUGAUUAAGUAUGCCUGAAACGGUGGCUGUUGGUACCAUAUUUCAUCACCAGAGUACAAAAUAGGCAGAUCUAACUGCAUGUAUCCAUAGAUAUCCAUAAGGUGUUUGUAAUGUCGUGUAAUGACCACUAGAUGUAGCAAAUGACUGUCAAUGGUUUCAAAGAUGGUGUCUUUGGUAAAAUAAGAAGAGGAACACAAUCACAUUAAAGGAAUGAUACGUGUGCUGUACUGUAUAAACACAUCAAUAAAGGCUUUAAAAUCAA